GUUUACGAGCACAAGUUGGUGGCCUUUGACAUUGUCCCGCACUAGUUGGUUUUUGUCGGCUUUUUUUCUAAGUUUAGAUUCUAUCGAAGUAGGGUCAGUUGAUCGAAGAUUUCUCUUAAGCCCGGUCGAGGGGUAGUUGCCGUGUAGUUCUGCUUUCACAUAAUCGCAAAAGUACGUAGUUAGUAAGGAAGAAUCGGCGCUAAGGACGUAACCCCGAAAUGCGUUUGAUUGCAAAUUUGUGUGCAAUUGCGUUGCUUUGCAUUCUCCCGCAAUGCAUGGGCUGGAAAUUUUUCCUAAGAGGGCGGCAACGCGGAGGUAAUUUAGGCAACCCAAGUAACAAAACAGAGACAUCUUCGCUAGGGUCUGUGGAGGAGCUCUGGUUCAACCAGACGUUGGACCACUUCGAUCCUACAAAUGAUGCAAAAUGGUCUCAGAGAUACUUCGUAAAUAAGGAACACUACAAAGCGGGAGGCCCUGUCUUCCUCAUGAUCGGAGGUGAAGGGGAAGCUAACAAGAAGUGGAUGGAAGUAGGAGCCUGGAUCCACUACGCCAAGAAUUUCAACGCUUUGUGCUUCCAGCUGGAGCAUCGAUUCUACGGAAAAAGUCGUCCGACCAGUGAUCUCUCCACAAAGAACUUGAAAUACCUCUCGUCUGAGCAAGCGCUGGCUGACUUGGCGAGCUUUAUCAGCGCGAUGAAAAGUUCUUACAACGUAACGGAUGCAAAAUGGAUUGCUUUCGGUGGAUCGUACCCAGGGUCGUUAGCCGCUUGGCUACGGAAGAAAUAUCCCCACCUUAUUCAUGGCUCGAUCAGCUCCAGCGGCCCAUUGCUCGCCAAAAUAGACUUCACUGAAUAUUUCGAAGUAGUGACUACAUCGCUAGCAACGUAUUCGGACAACUGCGUAGAGGCCGUGCAACAGGCUUUUGCACAAAUCGAGAUAUUACUCAAGCAUAUGAUCGGGCAGCGCAGUUUGACUGAGAAAUUCAAGCUUUGCGACCCCUUGGAGAAGUCAAUUGAGAACGCUUUAGACAUAUCCAACUUAUUCGAGACCUUGGCGGAUAAUUUCGCAGAUGUCGUCCAAUAUAAUAAGGACAAUCGAGCAGAAAAUAAUGUUACCAUUGAUACGGUAUGCGACAUCCUAACAAACACUACAAUCGGGCCCCAAAUCGACAGGCUCGCGGCAGUAAAUUCUGUGAUACUGAAAAAGCACAAUGAGUCCUGUUUGGACUUUAAAUAUGACAAAAUGAUUAAAGAGAUGGUCGACAUCUCGUGGGACUCUGAAAUGUCAGAAGGAGGUCGCCAAUGGGUCUACCAAACAUGCACCGAGUUCGGAUUCUAUCAAACUUCGGAAAACGAUAAGUCGAUCUUUGGAAACAGGUUCAAUGCAGACUUCUUUAUCCGUCAAUGCGCGGAUGUCUACUCGCCAAUAUUUACGAAAAAAGUGUUGGAAACAGGCGUGAACAGAACCAAUAACGAUUAUGGCGCUCUUGAUCCCGAGACCACCAAUGUUUUGUAUGUGCACGGAUCAAUUGACCCUUGGCAUGCUUUGGGGCUGACUGAGUCGAAAAAUCCCAACACCCCGACAAUCUUCAUCAAAGGUACCGCACAUUGCGCAAAUAUGUACGAACCGGCGCCAACUGAUCUACCGGAACUUGUUGAAGCCCGUAAGAAAAUUGAACUGUACAUUGGGACAUUAUUGACAAAUUGAAUUUGUAUGUAGAAGUUGAUCUUUAUGCUGUGACACAUUGGAAAUAGUUAGUAAUAAAGUGUUUCACUAUUCAUAG
Messenger RNA from Hermetia illucens (black soldier fly), 1782 nucleotides. Its product is annotated as putative serine protease K12H4.7. The transcript is spliced from 9 exons. Gene Ontology annotation, molecular function: dipeptidyl-peptidase activity; serine-type exopeptidase activity. NCBI's taxonomy places the organism in Eukaryota, Metazoa, Arthropoda, Insecta, Diptera, Stratiomyidae. The coding region runs from base 219 to 1706 and encodes 495 amino acids. Gene Ontology annotation, biological process: proteolysis. The record is from RefSeq and is a predicted model, not a curated record.